This is a messenger RNA of Microbotryum saponariae, 1676 nucleotides long. The record is from the annotation of a GenBank genome assembly. NCBI's taxonomy places the organism in Eukaryota, Fungi, Basidiomycota, Microbotryomycetes, Microbotryales, Microbotryaceae.
AUGCUCCAACCACGGCAGCUGCUUCUCCUCCUUCUCGCCCUCCUCCUCUCCCACCUAGUCCUCCUCGAUGCGGCGCCCAGCACCAACAACUGGGCCGUGCUCGUCUGUUCGGUCAGUCCCGGAUGCCGCGUCCGAUCGGCCCCUAUUUGACAGCCCCGCUUGAGCUGAUGCGUGUUCGUCCAACGCGCUCACCAGUCAAGGUUCUGGUUCAACUAUAGGGUAACUAUGCAGUGGCCGAUGCCUCGGGCGACGAGCUGACACCUACGCUGUGAUCGACCCCCCCCCCCCCACCACAUGCUCUUCGUGCGACGUAUCCUCGGCCGACCCCUUUCCGUGCGACCGACCCAGCAUAUGGCCAAUACACUUGCCAUGUAAGUUGCAUCACCCUUCAAACCCCCCCUACCUUUCCUCCAGCUGACGACCUGCCUCCCCCCAGGUAUCGUACCGUCAAACGGCUCGGGAUCCCCGACUCUCAAAUCAUCCUGAUGCUAGCCGACGACGUCGCGUGCAACCCUCGCAACCCGUUCGCCGGUACGGUCUACUCGAACGCCGACCGUCGCUACGACCUCUACGGUACCUCGAUCGAGGUCGACUACAAAGGCGAAGAAGUCAGCGUCGAGACCUUCCUCCGACUCUUGUCCGGUCGGGUUCCCGAGAGCACUCCCGUCAACAAGCGCUUGUUGACGGACGAGAGGAGUAAUAUCUUCAUCUACAUGACCGGACAUGGUGGGGACGAGUUCCUCAAGUUUCAAGACUCGGAAGAGGUUUCGGCGUUCGAUCUGGCCGAUGCGUUGGGAGCGAUGUGGGAGAAGAAGAGGUGGGUCGGGUUCGAUGAAGACCGAGGUGGAUUCUCAUCGAUGAAUCCGUCUACCGCGUCCCACAGGUACCACGAGAUCCUCUUCAUGGUCGACACCUGUCAAGCCAAUACGCUCUACACCAAAUUCUACUCACCCAACAUCAUCGCGACCGGUUCGAGCGCAAAGGGGGAAAACUCUUAUUCCGUCAGUCUCGGUUGGGCUUGAGGUCUAGCGAGACUCGCACACUAACGCUGAUCCUCCGACAGCACCACGCUGAUAACGACAUUGGCGUCGCUGUCACCGACCGAUACACACACCACGUGCUCAACUACCUUGAAGGUAUCAACAAGACUUCGAACGCAACUCUGCAAGAUUUGGUCAGUUCGCCCCCCCCCCCCCCCCCCCCCCAGACGGCAUCUCCCCCGCACCGCUGAAACUGACUCCACCCCUCCCCUCCCCCUGCCCACAAAGUUCGACACGUUCUCCUUUGAGAAAUUCGAAUCCAACGCCGGCAUUCGUACGGACCUCUACCCUCGCCCCGUCGAUCAAGUCCUCCUGACUGACUUUUUCGGUGGAGUUGCCCAAGUCGAAAUUUCCACCGAGGAAGAAUUCGAUUCUUCAAUCGAGCUCGAUGACAAUGUCGAUGACUCGACGACAUCGGAAAAAGAAGUCGUCCCAAUGCCUUUGAUCCCUCUAAAAAGACGACUUCUUUCAACUUCCAUCGCUUCAACUGGUUCCGAAAAAGUUUACAAAGGGGAAACGAUCCGACUUUAUUCGAUCAUCACCGUCGUACUCGUUUUGGUCGGUUUGCAGGUCUUGGCUACGAUAGUGGGUCAGGCAAGCGGGGUCAUUGAGGGGGUAAAGACGAAGGUCUCCUAG